Molecule: messenger RNA, 258 nt
Organism: Tinamus guttatus (white-throated tinamou)
Lineage: Eukaryota; Metazoa; Chordata; Aves; Tinamiformes; Tinamidae
Source: RefSeq, a predicted model, not a curated record
CCCAUCCUCAGCUCCUUCCCCCAGGAUUCAGUCGUGGGCUCCUCUGGAGCUCCAGUCGUUGGUGGCUAUGGAGGCUACUCCCUGGGCUAUGGAGGUCCCUAUGGUUAUGGAGGCUCCUCCUUGGGCUAUGGAGGCCUGUAUGGCUAUGGAGGCUCCCUGGGUUAUGGGGGUCUCUAUGGCUAUGGGGGCUCCUCGCUGGGUUACAGGGGUCUGUAUGGAUACGGAAGAUCCUAUGGGGCUGGAUACUGCAGCCCUUAC